GGACCAUCCCGCAGACCGAACUGUAUCCUGGGAAGUCCCGUCAGCAUACAAGGCGACGCCAACAUACGUCCUGUUGGCUGCGUGUCGCGCCAGUGAGAAAGCCAAGGAAAUGCGUUGCUCAUACAACCCACCUGGAGGCGGGUCGCUAGAGAACGUCCGCGGCGCGUUUUCCGCUAAUCUGAUCCGGACACUACGCAUCACUGGGAAGGAGAGGUUGGGAGCGCUCACGUAUGCGCAUUUGAUGGACGAUCUGCCGCGUCGUGCGAUUCACCCAUUCCCCUCGCUCCUUGAGCAACACCCGCAGUGCGACGGCAUCCACAGUGAUAGGGUGCUCUUCAGCACGCGUCGAAUUCCGGAUGCCCCCGACUCAUUCAUCCUGAUCAGACAAGGGCACACUUGGCGCGUGCAAGCCGGGACAAUCCAUGGAAUUACCGAGGGGACACAAUUCGCUUUAUCUUCAACGCUUUCGGGGAUACAAGCAAAAGGUGAAGUGAAACUCGAGGCGGAGAAUGUGUGGCCAACGACAUGCGAGGCGCCGUGCAGCUCGGCCGGUGUAGAGCUCGAUUCCUCGAUCCCUCAGCGAGUGGUCGUCACACAUUGGAACCAGCCGAUUUCGCUCGCCACGCGCGUGUAUGUCCGUCGCACCCCCGGGGACGAUGGUCUUGCUAUCAAUGCCAGGGCGCUCUAUCGAGUGACGCAUGACGAGUCGGACGCCCGCGACCUAAUCCUAGGUGCCAUUCCGGGUGGUUGGCGUCUCGAGAGGUUCGAUCCACUCGUCACACAUUUCUACGGCAGCGCUCGUGUUUUGGAGGUUGCUGGCAGCUCGUCGGCGCAUGCAACACGCGUUCUGGACGCGGUUUCCCGUUUCAACUUCCAUCUAUACCGGUCUAAUGUGGACGUUGCAAUCGACAAGGAACUCUGCCUAACCGUCCAAAUGCACGCUCUGGAGGAAGUGGUGGAGAUGGCCUGCGCACAUGGAAGCAGUCGCACAUUCAUCUCGGCCGCGGAGAAGAGGUCGCCCUUCGCACUGUGGAAAGCAUGACAUCGAUCUGCUGCCAACACUGUGACGUUGCUUGCUGCUCUAGGAAUGCUGGUGGCCAAAGGAGGGCUGACUGUGGUCACUUCCAUAUGUCAAAGCCUGUGAAGGAGGCGGUGAUAACGGACUGCGAUCGCCUCUACGGCUUCACGGUGGUCAACGAUUCGGCGAUUGAUCUCUUUCCAUAUGU
Fomitopsis serialis is the source of this 1226-nucleotide messenger RNA. RefSeq lists its product as uncharacterized. The record is from RefSeq and is a predicted model, not a curated record. NCBI's taxonomy places the organism in Eukaryota, Fungi, Basidiomycota, Agaricomycetes, Polyporales, Fomitopsidaceae. Bases 110 to 1042 code for a protein of 310 amino acids. The transcript is spliced from 2 exons.